This is a messenger RNA of Venustampulla echinocandica, 963 nucleotides long. RefSeq lists its product as uncharacterized. The coding region runs from base 1 to 963 and encodes 320 amino acids. The transcript has 4 exons. The record is from RefSeq and is a predicted model, not a curated record. Lineage: Eukaryota; Fungi; Ascomycota; Leotiomycetes; Helotiales; Pleuroascaceae.
AUGUUUCCCCCGUUGCACCUGUCGAAGACUGAUCUGCAGUACCCGAGGACCAAGGAUCAGCGUGGCGCUUUUAGGCCUUCGUCGCAUGGAGACGUUUUACGACAAAGGCGGAGAGAACGGCAGGCUGGCCUUGACAAGGGCGCCCCGCUUGAUUGGGCGUUAAACAUGGACAUUAUUGUUACGGAGUAUUACGAAGGAUUGGACAUUACAUUGGACGAGGGCGUCGAGCAGAAAGACAAGAGAGUCAGAGACUUGUUUGCAACGCUUCCCCGGGAGCCGCGGCGGGACCUACUCAAGAGAGGAAUACUCGAAAGUUUGCUCUUGGAUACGGAUGCGAGACAACGUACCACCUCGAAACGGCGCAAAGGGGCGUCAUGGGGCAGUCCUGGUCCAAAGGCCGCGAACACAACUGCCAAGUACCAAGCACCAAGUACAAAGGAUGAAGCACACAUUCCCGCGUUAGCCAACCACUCCACGAGAGAUCCUCUCCAAGAGAUGCUCACAAGAGGAUAUGAUCGAGGAGUUCCAGUCUCGCCAUUCCUCCGCAUACGGAAGCGUCACAGUCAUACUCCGGCGGCGUGGCAGCAUGGAAGCAGGCAUGGCAUGGCUCUUCUGCCAAGGCCAGGAUCUACAGCACCUGAAAAGCCCCCGCGGUUCAACUUGCCCGUCAAAACGGAUGGUCGUGACGGCGCUGAUGGCGCUCCUCCGACCAAGAAGCUCGAACGUUGGAGUGAUACGACGCAGCGACCCUUGCGUGCCAACUGCGAAGCCUUGGAUUUCGGCCUCCAUCAGCGCCUUCGCAUGUACUCGAACACUCCCAAGUGCGUUUCUGCUGCCGUCCCACCUCUCGGUGGUGCUGCAACCUACAACCUGCGUAUCCCAAUCCACGUUCGGCCGGCGGCCCAGCCAAGCAAGCCUCCUGACGAUAUUUUGCAUUUGCAAACUACUCCAGCAACCCUGUGA